AUGCUCUCCAAGGCCCUCAUCGCUCUUGCGGCUUUUGCGGUCGCCGUCCGCGCUGCUCCCAGCGCUGCUGCUGGUUCUUGCGCGGUCUGGUUCGAGGUCUUGGACGACAUUCAGGCGAACUUGUUUGACGGUGGCGAGUGCGGCGAGGAAGUUCACGAGUCCCUCCGUCUCACUUUCCACGACGCCAUCGGCUUCUCCCCCAAGCUUUUCGCCGAGGGCAAGUUUGGCGGCGGAGGCGCUGAUGGCUCCAUCAUGGCAUUCGCGGAGAUCGAGACCAACUUCCACGCCAACGGCGGCAUCGACGACAUCGUCGAGACGCAGCGCCCCUUCGCGCUCAAGCACAACGUCUCCUUCGGCGACUUCAUCCAGUUCGCCGGCGCCGUCGGCGUCUCCAACUGCGCCGGCGGCCCCCGCCUCCAGUUCCUCGCCGGCCGGUCCAACUUCUCCUCGCCGUCCCCGGACCUGCUCGUCCCCGAGCCGUCCGACUCGAACGACAAGAUCUUCGCGCGCAUGGCCGACGCCGGCUUCUCCCCCGCGGAGCUCGUCGCGCUCCUCGCCUCGCACUCCGUCGCCGCCCAGGACCACGUGGACCCGACGAUCCCGGGCACGCCCUUCGACUCGACGCCGAGCGCGUUCGACUCCCAGUUCUUCGUCGAGACCCUCCUCAAGGGCACCCUCUUCCCCGGCAACGGCUCCAACGUCGGCGAGUCCAAGUCCGCGCUCGAGGGCGAGUUCCGGCUCUUCUCGGACAACAACAUCGCGCGCGACUCGCGCUCCGCGUGCCACUGGCAGGCGUUCAUCACGGACCACGACCUGAUGGUGUCCUCGUUCACGAACGUGAUGGCGAAGCUCGCGACGCUCGGCCAGGAGCCCUCGGCGCUCACCGACUGCUCGAACGUCAUCCCGGUCCCCGCCCCCGCGAAGCUCCCGCCCGCGACGCUCCCCGCGGGCAAGACCCUCGCGGACAUCCACCACGCGUGCGACUCGGUGCCGUUCCCGGCCCUCGACACCGACGCGGGCCCGGCGACCUCGGUCGCGCCUGUGUACGUCAUUCCCUUCCGCCUGUCCCUCUGUUGCCGUGCGAGCUGA
Messenger RNA from Epithele typhae, 1089 nucleotides. Its product is annotated as heme peroxidase. The transcript is spliced from 5 exons. Gene Ontology annotation, biological process: cellular response to oxidative stress; response to reactive oxygen species; hydrogen peroxide catabolic process. The coding region runs from base 1 to 1089 and encodes 362 amino acids. Gene Ontology annotation, molecular function: heme binding; peroxidase activity. NCBI's taxonomy places the organism in Eukaryota, Fungi, Basidiomycota, Agaricomycetes, Polyporales, Epitheliaceae. The record is from RefSeq and is a predicted model, not a curated record.